UCUCUGUCUAUGUCUCUCAUUGUUUGUUUUUGCCAAAAUUCAUUGUCAUGAUUUCUUGAUUUUAAUAGUAACAAUUUGUCUCGAGAAUUGAGGGGAGAGCUGACAUUAAUUAUUAUCCUUAGAAGCGGCUCUGGGUAAAUUUUCUUGAGAGAGAGAAAGAAGAGAUUUUUCCAUGGAAGACAAUACCACGAGAAGCAAGUUUAGUAAAGUCUGUGUCUUUUGUGGAAGCAACUUUGGCCAUAGGAAGGUCUUCAGUGACGCAGCAGUGGAACUGGGGAGUGAAUUGGUUGAGAAGAAUAUUGGAUUGGUAUAUGGAGGAGGAAGUGUUGGUCUGAUGGGUUUGAUUUCCCAGAAGGUACAUGAUGGUGGUUGCCAUGUUAUUGGUGUAAUCCCCAAAGCUCUUGUGCCUCUUGAGAUAUCUGGUGAAACUGUUGAAGAAGUUAGGAUUGUCUCAGACAUGCAUGAGCGCAAAGCUUUAAUGGCUAGAGAGUCUGAUGCUUUCAUUGCUCUUCCUGGUAAGAACAUAACUCAUAAUACAAUCUAUAUAUUGACCUCUCUAAUGGCGGUUUUAUCUGUUUUAGGCGGAUAUGGAACCAUGGAAGAACUAUUGGAGAUGAUAACAUGGUCCGAUCUUGGAAUUCAUAAAAAGCCGAUUGGUCUACUAAAUGUUGAUGGGUAUUAUAACAAAUUGCUGGCAUUGUUUGAUAAUGGUGUUGAAGAGGGUUUCAUUAAGCCAGAUGCUCGUCGAAUUGUCCUCUCUGCUCCAACCGCUAAAGAGCUUCUAAUGCAGAUGGAGCAAUAUAUGCCUUUUAAAGAUCAUGUGGCUCCUCAUGAGAGCUGGCAGAUGGAGCCAUUAUCAGACUUCAAUCUCAAUCGACUUGAACCCCAGGAACAUUAAUAAUAAUAAUUCCUGAAUUAUUGAAUUUUGUUUUAGAAGAAGAUUGAAGACGGCUCUAUUUGUUUUUAUCGAUCAGGGAUUAUUUUACAAAAUUUGUUAUUCUUUGCGUGGUUUAUUCUUAGACGUAUAAUAUUCGGCAGAGUUGUAAAACCUUACUCUUCUUGUCUUUCAAAUUCAUGUAUUGUUUGCUAAAUCUUUUAAAAUUUGAAAAAAAUAUAUAUCAAACCAA
Messenger RNA from Impatiens glandulifera, 1127 nucleotides. RefSeq names its product cytokinin riboside 5'-monophosphate phosphoribohydrolase LOG8-like. The record is from RefSeq and is a predicted model, not a curated record. Gene Ontology annotation, cellular component: cytosol; nucleus. Gene Ontology annotation, biological process: cytokinin biosynthetic process. The coding region runs from base 173 to 898 and encodes 241 amino acids. Gene Ontology annotation, molecular function: hydrolase activity, hydrolyzing N-glycosyl compounds. The transcript has 6 exons. NCBI's taxonomy places the organism in Eukaryota, Viridiplantae, Streptophyta, Magnoliopsida, Ericales, Balsaminaceae.